GUUCGCGACAGGGUUUCAAUUUCCAGCCAAAGUCACCAAAACGCACCCGCCCAAGUGAUGUGUUCAGCCCGCAUUGGAGUUCUAGGCGCUUGAAUUGCUCGAGACAGACUCCGCGCACUUUUUGGCCCGUACUGGAGGUUGGCGCAAGGCCCUGAAAGAUUGCCUGGGCUUAAGUGGUGGACUCAAAUCAUUCAUCCAGUUACAUGAUAUACAAUGGCCGAUUCAUCACAACAGCCCGCCGAGUUGAAGCAUGAGUCUUCUGAUGCUGUCGACCUUGGCGCAAACGAUGUCGAUGUUGCUGCCGCCGAUGCACCAGAGACGGAAUCAACAGAUGCUGAACCACCAGCCAACUCAAAUGGAACGCCAGCUAAUCCUUUAGAUACCACCAAGACGCCGCGGGCUCAAGAUGAUCCUGAUGGCGAGCAAGAGGAUGCUGAGAUGGGUGGAGUGGACGAAGAUGCGAAGGUCGAAGAUGGUGAGGCAGAAAAAGACGGCCCGGAGGAAUCUCAAGAAACCCCAGCCGCGACACAGGCCACAGAUGGUCAGGCAUCACAGGCAAAGUCCAACCUCGAAGCCGCAGCCAAUUCACACCUCGUCGCGCAGACACAUCAGAUCAUCCUCCCCAGUUAUAGCACGUGGUUUGACAUGCAGACGGUCCACGCUUUGGAAAAGAAAUCACUUCCCGAGUUCUUCAACAGUCGAAACCGCAGCAAAACACCAGCCGUGUACAAGGAUUACCGCGAUUUUAUGGUCAACUCCUACCGCUUGAACCCUGUCGAGUACCUCACAGUAACCGCAUGUCGAAGAAAUCUGGCCGGCGAUGUCUGCGCGAUAAUGCGAGUGCAUGCCUUUUUAGAACAAUGGGGUCUCAUCAACUAUCAGGUUGAUCCACAGACUCGCCCAGCGAACAUAGGCCCGCCAUUCACAGGCCAUUUUAGGGUUACUGCGGACACACCUCGAGGUUUGCAACCAUUCCAACCAGCCCAAAACACUUUCACCACCCCUGGAAAACCGCAUCCCGCCACUGAUCGAGCUGUUUCGGCAACUCCUGCUACCAAGGCAGAUUUGAACCUUGAACUCAGACGGAACGUCUACGAUGACAAAGGCAAAGAAGUCAAAAAGACCGAGGACCCGGAAAAACAAACAAACGGCGAAGGGGCGACUGCUAAUGGCACCAGUUCCGACGCCGCUGCAACCAAGGCCAUGGACGCUGCCGCAAGAGAACCCAUCAAAACUUUCAACUGCUUCUCAUGCGGGAUCGAUUGUACGAGAUGUCGCUUCCACUACGCCAAAUCGGACCCCGUCUCAGGCACCGCAAACCCCAACGAGCUUAAGUACGACCUGUGCCCGAACUGUUAUUUCCAGUCUCGAAUGCCGUCCAAUCAUCGCUCGUCCGACUUUGUCAAGAUGGAGGAGCCAGCGUAUUCACAUAUUCCCGACAAGAGUGCCGCUUGGACUGAUUCAGAGACCCUCUUGCUCUUGGAAGGUCUGGAGAAUUUUGACAAUGACUGGAAUGAGAUUGCCAAACAUGUUGGUACACGAACCAGGGAGGAAUGUGUGCUCAAAUUCUUGCAGCUCGACAUUCAGGAUCAGUACCUUGAAGAUGGGCCAUUGAAUGGUUCUUCCGCACUGAAGGCGUUGACAGGAAGGAGCGCCGUCAGCCAACUGGACAAUCCGGUGAUGUCGGUAGUCAGCUUCCUUGCGCAGAUGGCGGACCCUGACGUUGUUGCCGCUGCAUCGAACCGCUCUAUUGCGGUCAUGCAGAAGCAGCUGCGCGCAGCACUUGAAAAGGGUAUGGGAGGAACCGAGCAAAGUACGACGGGAGAGACGGAAAAAGGAGAAGUAAAAUCAGAAGAUCAGAUGGAAGUCGACGAGUCAGCUCCUUCGGCUGAGCAACCCACAGCUGAAGCCAACGGAUCUUCCAAAGUCAUCAACGACAUCGCCACGACAGCAUUGGCAGCGACCGCCGCUCGCGCUAGCGGUCUUGCUUCCCACGAGGAGAGGGAGAUUACGAGAAUGGUGUCGGCAGCCGUCAACCUUACCCUCCAGAAAUUCGAGCUGAAGAUGGCGCAAUUCGCCGAGAUGGAAGAAAUCGUUCAAGCCGAGCGCCGGGACCUCGAAAAGGGCAGACAACAACUGUUUUUGGACCGGCUGUCGUUCAAGAAAAGAAUGAAAGAGAUGGAGAACACAUUCCGUCAAGCCAGCCUAAAGGACCCCCAAGAAGGAAUGCGCAUGAUGCAAGAAGCAGUCGGCACGAACUCGGGCCAGAAGUUCGGUUUCCAGUCUGACAGCGACCGAGGCGAGGGCGUUGUCGUCAACGUAACUGCUCAAUCGGGUGAGGCGAGGACCAUGGAGCUCUAGAGGGAGGGAUCCCAGGAGCGAGUGUGCAGCCAGGUUUGCACAUGAUGCGAGUGAUAUGUUCUGCACAAAUACGGGCCAAUGAUUUAGGUUUUGCGAUCAGAAGUCAGGGAUCGGGCAAACGCAGCUUAUGCCAUGACUGCGGAUGCCCGUGGCGGAGGGAACUUAUGGAGCCUUAGAGCGGGGAAUGCAUUGGGGUUUGUCUUGACAGCUGUGACAGCUGUGAGGGACCAAGGGGGUGUAUCGGGCAUGGCGUUUCUCGUUCUCACUGUGGUGUAUGUACUACAUAAGUCACUCGGGAGGACCAGCCCCCUUUCAAGGAAAAAGAAAGGAAAAGACAGAGCGUCAAGAGGGCCGGCAUUCGUCGAAUGUGUUAUCACCAAGAUGUGCGAUAGUCAAAAGCUCUCGGGCUUUUUGCAAGACAAUCGAUUAUGUAUUUUUGUAUCCCAACACCAGCAGCUCCC
Molecule: messenger RNA, 2822 nt
Organism: Cladophialophora immunda
Lineage: Eukaryota; Fungi; Ascomycota; Eurotiomycetes; Chaetothyriales; Herpotrichiellaceae
Exons: 3
Coding region: 214-2361 (715 amino acids)
Biological process (GO): positive regulation of DNA-templated transcription
Cellular component (GO): SWI/SNF complex
Molecular function (GO): histone binding; DNA binding
Source: RefSeq, a predicted model, not a curated record